UAUUAAUAUUAUUCAUUGGGAAAACGCAACGCAAAGCCACAACCAACCCAGCAAAGCAACAGCAGCAGGGAUUGAAAGCGAGAAUUCGAAAUGGCGCCCAGGGCCACCAAGCGAAAGGCGAUGGACGGCGACGGCGACGGCGACCAACCCAAGCCUCAAGUUCAGGAGACGUUAAAAAGAGUGACUAGGAGCAUGGCAAAGCAGCCGCACCCCGAGUCUCUGCCCACCAAGGAGAAGCCAAAAGCAAAGGCCAAGAGGCAGAAAAAAUCUGCAAAUGAGGAUGGAGCCAAAGCCGAAGCUGCGCCUGAGGAGUUGGCCGUCGCUGACGGUGGGUCUCACAACAAGACUGUAGUGGUUGAACACUGCAAGCAAUGCAAUUCAUUCAAGACAAGGGCCUUUCAAGUCAGAGAUGGUUUGGAGAAAGGUGUCCCAUGGGUCAAAGUGUUGCUCAACCCUGAAAAGCCAAGAAGAGGUUGCUUUGAAAUCCGAGAGGAAGGUGGCGAGACCUUCAUAAGUCUGCUGGACAUGAAGAGACCAUUUAAACUGAUGAAGGAGCUUGACAUGGAGAAGGUAAUCUCGGAUAUCAUUGAGAAGAUUAAAUGAGGUGACCCUGGGUGUGUAGACAUAGAAGCCUAGUUCUGAUUGUUUUGCCUGAUUAACUAUCUUGUGUUGGUAAAAAGGGAAAACAUCAUUUUGUGGAUUAUCAUCUUAAUUUUGCUGACCAUUCAUGCAAUGCUGUCAAGUCAAGAAUGAUCUUAGGCAGGGUGUGCUUGUAGUUGUAAGCUAGGUUAUUAUAAUGACUUACUCUCUUGUCUCUGUUCUCAAGUCUUGCUUUUGCUAAAUGUGUUGUAUGAAAAAAUUUCUAGUUGUGAUCUGA
Gossypium raimondii (Peruvian cotton) is the source of this 877-nucleotide messenger RNA. RefSeq lists its product as uncharacterized. The transcript is spliced from 4 exons. Bases 91 to 603 code for a protein of 170 amino acids. Gene Ontology annotation, cellular component: Golgi apparatus. Lineage: Eukaryota; Viridiplantae; Streptophyta; Magnoliopsida; Malvales; Malvaceae. The record is from RefSeq and is a predicted model, not a curated record.